Molecule: messenger RNA, 1313 nt
Organism: Sander lucioperca (pikeperch)
Lineage: Eukaryota; Metazoa; Chordata; Actinopteri; Perciformes; Percidae
Product: gap junction delta-2 protein-like
Exons: 2
Coding region: 173-1294 (373 amino acids)
Biological process (GO): cell communication
Cellular component (GO): connexin complex
Source: RefSeq, a predicted model, not a curated record
ACGGCACCCAUAGCAUUUGCCUAUACUGCCUAUGCCCCGGGCCGGCCCUGUAGAUUAGGCAGGAUAGUGUAGUCCAGAUCUGGUGGUUUAAGAUGUCAGCGAGUGCAACGGGGUAGGAGUUGAGGAGGAGGAGAGCCCCCCCUGCCAGGGCCGCUGGCAACCACAGGCCACCAUGACGGAGUGGACCCUGCUCAAACGCCUCCUGGACGCCGUGCACCAGCACUCCACCAUGAUCGGCCGCCUGUGGCUCACCGUCAUGGUCAUCUUCCGGCUGCUCAUUGUCGCCGUGGCGACCGAGGACGUGUACGCCGACGAGCAGGAGAUGUUUGUGUGCAACACGCUGCAGCCGGGCUGCUCCACCGUGUGCUAUGACGCCUUCGCUCCCAUCUCGCAGCCGCGCUUCUGGGUCUUUCACAUCAUCAGCGUGUCCACGCCGUCGCUCUGCUUCAUCAUCUACACCUGGCACAACCUGUCCAAGCUGCCGCACAGCUCCAACCAGAGGCAGGGCCAGGGCCCCGUGGCUGGCCCGGGCCAGGGAGGCCCCGGUGGAGAGCAAGGCGACGGACGGGAGGUGUACGAUCGGAGCUGCGACUCCGACAGCUGCUCCAUCCGCUCCCAUAAGCAUCUAGACCCAAACAACAUGGCUCCCGUGAGCCACGACCGAGCCGACCCCUUCAGGGAGCGGGGUGCACAGGGUCCCGGGGCCACCGGCGGGGUUCUGUCCAAAUGCUACGUCUUCCACGUGUGCUUGCGGGCCAUCCUGGAGCUGGGCUUCGUCCUGGCCCAGUGGAAGCUGUUUGGCUUCUGGGUGCCCGUGCACUUCCUGUGCACAUCGGUGCCCUGCAGCCAGCCGGUGGACUGCUACGUCUCCCGGCCCACGGAGAAGACCAUCUUUCUGCUCUUCAUGUUCUGCGUGGGCGUUUUCUGCAUCCUGCUCAAUGUGCUGGAGCUCAACCACCUGGGCUGGAAGAAGAUCCGGCAGGUGGUGCGGCUGAGGGAGAGGGGGGCGUCCUGGGGAGGGUGUCCCGGUAUGAGGGGGGGAUAUGAAACCUUCCCUGCGGACAGCCCCUCUCCCACAUCCUCCCUAGGCUUUAGGGGCGUGACCAGCACCACCUCCCUGCCCACCCUGGACCUGGUGGUGGGCCACCGGGCCGACUGGAGCUGCGCUGCGCCCGGGGACACCGGCCCGGGGAAACCCAAGAGUCAGGACUCCCAGACAGGAGAGAGGCAGCCUCUGAAGAGUCAGAGAGCCGUCAGAGAGUCCAAACAGAGGAGCGCCGAGGUCUGGAUAUAGUCUUCAACCGCGCCGCUGC